AUAAGAUGGCUGUGUUGCAGACUGAUUGGUCUCGGUCUCGGUCUUGGUGGAGUACAAUUAGGGAAUCCCUCAAAAGUUUGGAGAAGAAGCAGAGCAGAAAGGAAUAUGAAACCAAGCUCCCAAGGAAGCAUAACUUGAGCUUUGCUGUGGGUAAAAGUAUUUCUUUCAGGACAAACAAUCCUUCCAUCUGUACAUGUCAAAGAGUUUUUCUCUUUAAAAAGGCUCCCCGAAAAUCUCUUCCUUUCUAGUUGUCUAUCAUAUUUCAUAGCUAAGCAAUGGCCUUCGCCUAUUCAGCCAAUUUCUUUCUUAUUCUAAUCCUUUUACCUUCCCUUGAAGCCCUCUCCCAUGGAACCUCCUUCAAUGCCCAAAACCAAACCCUUGAACCUCUCCCCCAUGCCUCCUCCUUCAAUGCCCAAAACCAAACCCUUGAACCUCUCCCCCAUGCCUCCUCCUCCAAAGACCAAAACCAGACCCUUCAAGCCCUGAUCAUACAAGCUUGCGCCAAAGUGGAGAAUUACAGUUCAUGUGUCUCCAGCAUCCACAAUGAGCUUGAAAGUAUGGGGCCUCGCAGCCCCAGUUCCAUCCUGACUGCCGCCCUCAAGACCACCCUCAAUGAAGCCCGAAUCGCCGUUCAAAUGGUUACCAGGUUCAAUGCUUUGUCAAGUAGUUAUCGUGAACAAAUAGCCAUUGAAGACUGCAAGGAACUGCUUGAUUUUUCAGUCUCAGAGCUGGCCUGGUCCUUGCUGGAGAUGAAGAGUAUUCGAGCUGGUUCGACGAAUGUUCAAUCUGAAGGAAACCUGAAGGCAUGGUUGAGUGCUGCGCUGAGUAACCAAGACACAUGCCUGGAAGGCUUUGAGGGCACGGACCGACGAAUCGAGAGCUUCAUCAGAGGAAGCCUGAAGCAAGUCACACAGCUCAUCAGUAAUGUUCUAGCCAUGUAUGUUCAACUCCAUAGCUUGCCCUUUAAACCUCCCCGAAAUAGUACCGAAAAAAGCCCAAGUCAGGACUUCCCAAAAUGGAUGACGGACGGGGAUAAAGACCUUCUUCUUGCCCAUCCAAACCAAAUGGGGGUAGACACCACUGUAUCGCUGGAUGGCAGCGGUCAUUACCGAUCAAUCGCGCAGGCCAUUUAUGAAGCUCCAAGCUAUAGCAACAGGAGGUAUAUCAUAUACGUGAAGAAGGGAGUUUACAGGGAGAACAUAGAUAUGAAGAAGAAAAAGACCAAGAUCAUGAUUGUUGGGGAUGGAAUUGGAGCCACUGUGGUCACCGGAAACCGAAAUUUCAUGCAAGGAUGGACCACUUUCAGAACUGCCACUGUUGCUGUGUCUGGGAAGGGAUUCAUAGCUAGAGACAUAACCUUUAGGAACACGGCCGGACCAAAGAACUUUCAGGGUGUUGCGCUGCGCGUAGAUUCUGAUCAGUCCGCGUUCUACCGCUGCAGCAUGGAGGGUUACCAGGACACCCUUUACGCCCACUCCCUCCGCCAAUUCUACCGUGAAUGUGACAUCCAUGGCACCAUAGACUUCAUAUUUGGGAAUGGUGCAGCAGUCCUCCAGAACUGCAAGAUCUUCACCCGAAAACCAUUGCCCCUACAGAAGGUCACAAUCACCGCACAAGGCCGGAAAAGCCCGGACCAGAGCACUGGAUUCUCCAUCCAAGACAGCUAUGUCUAUGCCACUCAACCAACUUACCUGGGGAGGCCAUGGAAGCAGUAUUCAAGGACUGUUUUCUUGAAUACUUACAUGAGCAGCCUGGUCCAGCCCAGAGGAUGGCUAGAAUGGAAUGGGAACUUUGCUUUAGGCACAUUGUACUAUGGUGAGUAUAGGAAUUAUGGCCCCGGUGCACUGUUGUCUGGCCGCGUCCAAUGGCCAGGUUAUCAUAAAAUUCAGGAUGCUUCGGUGGCUAACUUCUUCACUGUUGGGCGGUUCAUUGAUGGGCUUUCAUGGCUGCCAUCCACUGGCGUCAGAUUCUCAGCAGGUUUGAAGAAUUAAGUCAUGUAUGAACCCUGUAAUUUUUCAACAUUUGUGAUCAUAUAUAUUUGUAUUGUUUCAGAGGUACACAUUUUGUGGAGGGUGAAGUGUCUAUUUUUCUAAGGAUUUCUGUGGAACAACUGAGUGCAAGAACUUCUAUUUGUAUUGGAAUUGCUUUGUAGCGUGUUAGUACAUAUCCUUCUAAUAAUUAAUAUUACAAGAAUACAAACA
Messenger RNA from Vitis riparia (riverbank grape), 2201 nucleotides. RefSeq names its product putative pectinesterase/pectinesterase inhibitor 22. Bases 276 to 1991 code for a protein of 571 amino acids. The record is from RefSeq and is a predicted model, not a curated record. Lineage: Eukaryota; Viridiplantae; Streptophyta; Magnoliopsida; Vitales; Vitaceae. The transcript is spliced from 2 exons. Gene Ontology annotation, biological process: cell wall modification. Gene Ontology annotation, molecular function: pectinesterase inhibitor activity; pectinesterase activity.